Nannizzia gypsea CBS 118893 is the source of this 2217-nucleotide messenger RNA. Its product is annotated as mitochondrial sodium/hydrogen exchanger. The transcript is spliced from 5 exons. Gene Ontology annotation, cellular component: late endosome; fungal-type vacuole membrane; early endosome. NCBI's taxonomy places the organism in Eukaryota, Fungi, Ascomycota, Eurotiomycetes, Onygenales, Arthrodermataceae. The record is from RefSeq and is a predicted model, not a curated record. Gene Ontology annotation, molecular function: sodium:proton antiporter activity. Gene Ontology annotation, biological process: sodium ion transport; vacuolar acidification; proton transmembrane transport. The coding region runs from base 1 to 2217 and encodes 738 amino acids.
AUGGCGACCAAUUUUAUAGGCGGGGUUAUAUCAAAGGUGUUAAGUGAGCAGUCUCUUAUCCGCAGGAUGGUUACUUGUGAAGAACUUUUGGCUGACCGGUAUUUCUCUACAGGGAAAAGGGAGGAGGAAGAGGACCCUGAUGACUCUCCGGAAGCUGGAGAACGGGAGUUCUGGACUUCCUGGGCUCUCUUUAUCCUUAUUAUGCUCUUGAUUACCGCGCUUUUCACUAGCUAUUUGCUCAAACAGAAGCGCAUCCAAGCAGUACAUGAAACGGUUUUGUCUAUAUUCGGUGGAAUGGUUGUUGGUCUGGUCAUUAGAUUUACACCCGGGACAUUGAUUCAGAAAUCAGUCAGCUUUGACUACCAGUUCUUUUUUAACCUUCUCCUUCCCCCUAUUAUAUUGGCGUCGGGCUACGAGCUGCAUCAGGGCAACUUCUUCCGAAAUAUCGGUAGUAUUCUUACAUUUGCCUUCGCCGGUACAUUCAUCUCUGCAUUAGUCCUGGGUCUCGUCUUAUUCCUUUGGACACGGAUUCCUAUUGAGGGACUAGAUAUCUCCUUUGUAGAGGCGUUUUCUGUCGGAGCCACGCUCUCAGCUACUGAUCCUGUCACCAUUCUUGCGAUAUUCAACGUCUACAAAGUUGAGCCGAAGUUGUACACGGUUAUAUUCGGAGAAUCCAUUCUUAACGAUGCUAUUGCUAUUGUUUUGUUCGAGACAGCCCAGAGAUACAAGCCAGGCAGCGCAGCAGGAUCGCUUACAGUUCUCAGUUUAUUUGAAGCCAUUGGAAUUUUCUUAAUCGUUUUCUUUGGAAGUCUCCUUAUUGGAGUGAUCGUUGGAAUAGGCACUGCGUUGGGACUCAAGUAUACCCAUGUGCGCCGAGAUCCCAAGAUUGAAAGUUGCCUCAUUCUUUUGAUUGCUUAUGCCUGCUACUUUUUCUCGACUGGAAUCCACAUGUCUGGUAUCGUGUCGUUAUUGUUUUGUGGGAUGACCUUGAAACACUACGCUUACUACAACAUGUCUCGUCGAACCCAACUUACGACAAAAUACAUAUUCCAGACCAUGGCACAGCUCUCUGAGAAUUUUAUAUUCAUCUACCUAGGCUUGGACCUGUUCACGGAUGAGAACUUGCAGUUCAAACCCCUCUUCAUUAUGGUGUCUGUUGUGGGAAUAUGUGUUGCCAGAUACCUGUCUGUAUUCCCAUUAUCUAAGGCCAUAAACUGGGUCAUUCGAUACAGAGCUGCAAAUCGGGGCAGAGAUGUCGCUGACGAACUACCUUACCCUUACCAAGCCAUGCUUUUCUGGGCAGGCUUACGAGGGGCAGUUGGGGUUGCAUUGGCUGCUGGGUUGGAGGGAACAAAUGCUCCAGCUUUGCGUGCAACUGUUCUAGUUGUUGUUGUCUUGACUGUCAUUAUAUUCGGAGGUACUACCGCCCGAAUGCUUGAAAUUCUGGAUAUUCGAACUGGAGUCGUUGAGGAAAUUGAUUCCGACGAUGAAUUUGACAUCGAAGUAACGAAUGGUGGCACAUACUAUAAGCGAUCAGGAACUGGAAUGGGCCACACACCACGCAGAAGCGAUUUCCAGCUGGACUCCGUGGCAAGAGAACAUGAGAUCAAUAGGGCCGGCCAUGGCUUCUCAAGCGGUAGCAAUGGGCGGCUAACCCCGCAGGCUCCUGAAGGUCCUGGUAGUCUCUCAAGAAAGAAAUCCUCAUAUUCUAGAAAAGAUCGUGCUAGAUCUCGAGAUGGAGCUUCAGCUCAAGAACUGCUUGGGAGUAGAAGCGGGAGCCACAGUGGUAGCAGUAUUGAUAUUGAUAUGAGCCAUGACAGAAGCCGUGCUGGACGAAACGCCAGAGGAACCGGUGAUAUGGGUAUGAAUAUCGAAGAUUUCGACCUUGAAGUUGACGCCGCGUUCUCUGACGAUGAUUUGCCUCCCGCAGCCUCGCAGGCUCAACGUCGCACUCAAUCCCAACCCCGAUCAAUAUCGGCUCAUAACUCCGGCGAUGGACCAUUCGCCAACACCGCUCAAGCAGAACCAUCGUCUUCAUCUCGACCUAUCGCAGCUGCCACUGAUGCAUUCCGUGAUUUGCUGAGUGGCAACCGUGACCAUGCUACGUGGUUUAAACACCUUGACGAUGAAUACAUCAAGCCAAAGCUGCUUCUCGACCAAGGGUCUGGUUCUGGAUCCCCAUCUGGAUCUGGGCGUAAAGGACCUGAUGCUGUAUGA